Molecule: messenger RNA, 1050 nt
Organism: Penicillium canariense
Lineage: Eukaryota; Fungi; Ascomycota; Eurotiomycetes; Eurotiales; Aspergillaceae
Product: sugar phosphate isomerase/epimerase family protein
Exons: 2
Coding region: 1-1050 (349 amino acids)
Source: RefSeq, a predicted model, not a curated record
AUGGUGCCGAUAACAUUCGCGUCACUCGAGAAAAUCCCACUCUCCUAUGCCUCCUGCUCAAUUGGAUGUGGAGCUAGUGACACGCUUCCACGAAAACUCGAGGCAAUCAGCAAAGCCGGCUUCGUCUCAAUCGAGCUGUCUUUCCCGGACAUCCUGGACCACGCCGAACACACUCUUGGUCAUCAAAUCGCACCGAAUGACUUCGCGGAGCUGGUCCCCGUCGCCCGCGAGAUCCGCGAACUAUGCGACGCCAAUUCAUUAACCGUCAUGAUGCUUCAGCCGUUCUCCAAUUUUGAAGGGUGGCCGAAAGGCUCGGCGGAGCGGGAAGACGCUUUCAAGAGAGCCGAAGGUUGGAUCGAGAUCAUGAAGGUUGUCGGGACCGAUCUACUACAGGUCGGAGCGACCGAUACCCCAGCGACCAAGAUCCACACAGAUCGCGCAACAAUUGUCUCCGACCUGCGCGAACUCGGAGAAAUGCUAGCUAAACACCACUUCCGCCUCGCCUACGAAAAUUGGUGCUGGUCUACUCACGCGCCCGGGUGGAGAGACGUCUGGGAGAUCGUGCGCGCUGUCGAUCGCCCUAAUGUUGGGCUGUGCCUGGAUACAUUCCAAACAGCCGGCAGUGAAUGGGGCGACCCAACCUCCUCCACCGGUCUUAUCAAGGGUGUACCCCCAGAUGAGCUGACGAGAAAGUUUGGCGCGAGCAUGGACGAACUAGCGCAAACUGUGCCACCGGAUAAGAUCUACUUACUCCAGAUCUCGGAUGCGUACAAGGUGUCACCGCCGCUGGAGGAUAAGAUCGUUGGGGGGCUGAGACCGCGAGGCCAAUGGAGUCAUGAUUAUCGGCCCAUGCCAUAUGAUGGUGGUUACUUGCCCAUUGAGGAUGUGGCAAGGGCAGUCUUGAAAACCGGUUUCCGGGGUUGGUUUUCUAUGGAGAUUUUUGACGCUGGGCCACAAGGAAAGGGGAAGAAGUAUGAGCUGGACGGGUUUGCGAAGAAGGCGAUGGAAAACAUGCAGAAGUUGUUGAAAAAUUGUGCUACGGAUGCUUGA